Messenger RNA from Danio rerio (zebrafish), 1938 nucleotides. It is a transcript of the gene acat2, whose product is annotated as acetyl-CoA acetyltransferase 2. Gene Ontology annotation, molecular function: acyltransferase activity, transferring groups other than amino-acyl groups; acyltransferase activity; acetyl-CoA C-acetyltransferase activity. NCBI's taxonomy places the organism in Eukaryota, Metazoa, Chordata, Actinopteri, Cypriniformes, Danionidae. The record is from RefSeq and is marked provisional.
AGGACGUUCCGCAGUACAACCUGCAUUCAGACAGAGUCAGCCUACCAAGCACAUAACCAACCUACCGGACAGCAAAGAUGAACACGGAUGCGAUUGUUAUCGUUUCUGCCGCAAGGACUCCUAUAGGGGCAUUUAAUGGAACCCUAAGUAGUGUACCCCUCCAUGAACUGGGAACGCUGGUCAUUAAAGAUGUGCUGAAGAGGGUCAAUGUGAAGCCAGAAGAGGUCUCAGAGGUCAUUAUGGGACAUGUCCUGACUGCAGGUCACGGGCAGAACCCUGCGCGGCAGGCAAGUGUUGGUGCUGGUGUCCCAUACUCAGUUCCAGCAUGGAGCUGUCAGAUGAUCUGCGGAUCUGGCCUGAAGUCUGUGUGCCUUGGUGCUCAGUCCAUAAUGACGAAAGAAUCCACUAUAGUGGUAGCAGGAGGCAUGGAGAGCAUGAGUCGGGCCCCUCAUAUAGUGCAAAUGAGGUCAGGGGUGAAGAUGGGAGAUGCUACUCUGCAGGACACUAUAUUGACUGAUGGACUCACAGAUGCUUUUUAUAAUUACCACAUGGGAAUCACAGCGGAGAAUGUGGCCAAGCAGUGGGGGGUGUCCCGUGAGGCUCAAGAUCAACUGGCUGUGACGUCACAGAACCGAACUGAAGCAGCUCAGAAGGCUGGUUAUUUUGACAAGGAAAUUGUGCCAGUCACCGUUCCCUCUAGAAAAGGUCCAGUCGAGGUCAAAGUUGAUGAGUUUCCUCGGCAUGGCAGCAAUAUUGAUGCUAUGUCCAAACUGAAGCCCUGUUUUGUGAAAGAUGGCUCUGGUACUGUGACAGCUGGUAAUGCGUCAGGCAUAAAUGAUGGUGCUGCAGCUACUGUUCUUAUGAGCCAAUCAGAAGCCCAGAGGCGGGGUUUAAAACCAAUGGCACGCAUCACUUCCUGGGCUCAGGCAGGCCUUGACCCUUCAGUCAUGGGCACAGGGCCAAUACCAGCUAUUAGAAAAGCUAUUGAGAAAGCCAGAUGGAAACUAGAUGAGGUUGAUCUGUUUGAGAUAAAUGAAGCAUUUGCAUCUCAGUCUAUUGCCGUAGUACAGGAUCUUGGUCUAAACCCUGACAAGGUAAAUGUGUGUGGCGGAGCGAUCUCUCUUGGUCAUCCUCUUGGCAUGUCCGGCUGUCGUGUGUUGGUGACUCUUCUUCAUGCUCUUCAGAGGACAGGCGGACGGAAAGGAGUCGCCUCGCUGUGUAUCGGCGGAGGAAUGGGCAUCGCUAUGUGUGUAGAGAGAGAAUAAGGGCAAAUGAACACCCUGUAAUUUUGAGCUUUUAACCAGACUUUGAAUCCAGCUUUUCACAUUCAAAACAGAUAUGAAAACAUAUGGUAAAACUUAAGUAUAUAUGCAGCGUUAAUAGUAAGGAAACAGCCUGCAGUAAAAUGCACUCAAUUCUGCCUUCUUAUCUAAACUCAUCUCUAAUGUUUCAUCAUAUACAGUGGAUCUGUUUUGCACUUAACAUGUAUUGAUUCUCUUCGGGUUUAUGGUACAUGAAAAGGACUUGUUGAGGUAUACCAGCUUUUAAGACAUUCCCUUUCUGUAUAAAUUGUUUACAGUUGCUGAGACACUCAUGUAGUAGAGCUUUUAUUGGUACUAACAGUAGGCCUGUCCACAUGCGUGUUAGUUAUGACCUGUAAGUCAUAUUGUGGUAUUUAUAAAUAUUAAAUUCAUCAGUUGAAUGGAGUCGGUCCUGUUUCCAGCACCUUUUCCAGACCUGUCUACACUGUGCAAUAGAAAACUGCCUUAGAGAAUGUCAAAUGUGCCAAAAAGUAAAAUUAGCCUCUAUCCUGUGCUUCCAUUAGGCUGCUUUUAACUCUCUCUUCUCCUAAUUAAUACCUCAGGGGAAAUGCUGUUUACUUAUAUAGCCCGUGUUGUACUCUUAAUAUCACUGCCUAAUAAAGAACUUAAUGAAGAA